CUCACGCUGGGCCGGGUUUUGUUGAUAGCAAGAGGCAAGAUCUAUCGAGAAAAUUAUGUUUUAAGCUCUGUGUAUGGAAUAAGAAAGUGGAUAGCAGUAAAUAACAAAACACUGGAAACAUAAAACUCAUAGUGACCAACAAAAUACAAGGCGCCAUGGCUGACGAAAAUGAAGCUAGCGAUGAUUGCGAUGUGAAAGAAUCGCGAGAAGACAAAAAGAAAAGCAAGAAAAAAAGAAUGCCUCUCUUUGGGAAGAAGAAGUUCGAUGACAAAGUCACCAACAGAUAUGAUUUACGAGAAGUUCUAGGAUCAGGAGCUUUCUCCGAGGUGUUUCUAGCUGCAGACAAAAAAACUGGCAAAUUCUUCGCUAUUAAGUGCAUUCCCAAGAAAGAAAUAAAGGGUAAAGAAGAAGCCGUCGAAAAUGAGAUCGCUAUCCUUAAAAAAGUUUCGCACGAGAAUAUCAUUGGUUUGAGAGACAUUGUCGACAACAAGUCUCAUCUUUACUUGGUGAUGGAUCUCACCAGAGGUAUUGAAACAGGAAGUAUAUGGCAAAGCUGUGGACUGUUGGUCAAUUGGAGUAAUAUGUUAUAUCUUGUUAUGUGGCUAUCCACCUUUUUAUGAUGAAAGCGAUGCAAAUUUAUUUGCUCAAAUCAUGAGAGGAGAAUAUGAGUUUGAUUCGCCUUAUUGGGAUGAUAUAUCUGAGUCAGCUAAGGAUUUUAUUAGACAUUUAAUGGAGAUAGAUCCUAAACGAAGAUACACGUGCAGACAAGCCCUCGCCCACCCGUGGAUAUCAGGAGGUACUGCGCUCAAUAAAGAUAUCCACGCGUCUGUUAGUGAACAAAUUAAGAAGAAUUUCUACAAACAGAAAUGGAAGCAAGCAUUCAAUGCAGCUACAGCGAUAGGACGAAUGAAGGCUCUUGGCCUGGGUCGACAAGACAAUAACAACACCGCGACCACUGCUACAGCCACAGCUAAAUAAUCUCUACAACUUACUAUCGAAAUCUGAUAAAAAUACUAGUAUGACUGUAUGUUAUUUGUGCCAGCUGGAUGACUGACUUGUAUAACUUGUAUUUGUAUCGUGACGUAAUAUACUGGCCACUUGAUGUCAAGAAACCGCUGACCGACGGCUGCAGGAUAUAUGAAAAUAUAUUUCAAUUAUACAG
This is a messenger RNA of Actinia tenebrosa (Australian red waratah sea anemone), 1162 nucleotides long. Its product is annotated as calcium/calmodulin-dependent protein kinase type 1D. NCBI's taxonomy places the organism in Eukaryota, Metazoa, Cnidaria, Anthozoa, Actiniaria, Actiniidae. Gene Ontology annotation, molecular function: protein kinase activity; ATP binding. Gene Ontology annotation, biological process: protein phosphorylation. The record is from RefSeq and is a predicted model, not a curated record.